This is a messenger RNA of Neocloeon triangulifer, 2134 nucleotides long. RefSeq names its product protein phosphatase 1 regulatory subunit 3B-B (gene Gbs-70E). Lineage: Eukaryota; Metazoa; Arthropoda; Insecta; Ephemeroptera; Baetidae. The transcript has 4 exons. The record is from RefSeq and is a predicted model, not a curated record. Gene Ontology annotation, biological process: regulation of glycogen biosynthetic process. Gene Ontology annotation, molecular function: protein phosphatase 1 binding; glycogen binding. Bases 320 to 1351 code for a protein of 343 amino acids. Gene Ontology annotation, cellular component: protein phosphatase type 1 complex.
UCCCCUGCCAAGAGCCAACUUCUUCUUUCUCUUCUCGCAGUCCUUCUCGCAAAUUAAUGCUCGUCGCAGCUCCCGUCGAUGAGUGGCACCGUCGGCCGACUAACGCAUUUGCCGAAUCGGCGUGUCAUCGGCGGCCUACACGUUUUGAAUGAAUGAGACGAAGGCCCUUUUCCCUCGGGAGUCGCACCGCCGCCGCAAGGUCACCGAAGGAGAAUUCCAUUAACUCUUCAUAACAACAAACCCACUUCCUAGGCAGAGACACUCUUCCGCCAAACACACCCGAGGCCGGCUCUGAACUGGAGCGAAAUAUUUUCGGACGAUGCCCGCCGACUACGAAAUGAUGAUCGCGUCUAGUCCGCCAGUAUUCAGCCGCAGCCCGCCAGUGUCGAGUUGUCUCGCCACCAACUACAAUUACCUCUGCAACGGCCUGGCCUACGCCAAUGACAACAACAGGUCGUCGCUGAGGCGGCGCGAGGCGCACCAGCAACAAAUGAACCCCAAACUCAGGGUCGCUGCGGCCGCGGCGACAACCGAAACGACGCUUGCCAAGAGCGCCGUCCUGAGGGCGCAGGCGCUCCGACCCUGCCUCGUGGUCAAACCCGACGAGGACGUCACUGACGGCGACGCGUCCAGGCUCAAGAAGAGGGUCGUCUUCGCCGACGACAAAGGACUCUCCCUCACCCAUAUCCGAAUUAUGAGCGAACCCUCGCACUGCCCGCCUCUGUGGACGGUUGACUUCAUCGCGCAAGUGACCAAGGGUGCGAGCGUAGAGGUGGCGCCGGAGCCGUGGGAAGUGACGUUCCCGCAGCCGGCGUCCGACUACCUCAACUUCCGGCAGCGACUCGAGCAGACCAACGUGUCCCUGGAGAACGUAAUCGUGAAAGAGGCCGAAGAGCUGAUCGUGGGCACGGUCAAGGUGAAGAACAUCUCGUUCCACAAGCAAGUGUUCGUGCGCGUGACCUUUGACGACUGGGCCACGCACGAGGACGCGCACUGCACGUUUGUGCAGAACAGUCCGGCGUCGCUGGGGCCUUCGCAGGGCGCGCUGCCCGGCUGCAUCGUCCUCUACGACACCUUCUCCUUCCAGCUGCGGCUGCAGCCGCGCGCCAAACGCGUCGAGUUCUGCGUGUGCUUCCUGAGCGACGGCCGCGAGCACUGGGACAACAACUCAGACAUGAACUACGUGCUGGUCAAGUCGGUGCCGCCCGCCGACAAGACCAACAACAACAACCGCAUCAUCCCGCCGCCGAGUGGGCAGCAGCGCUUCAACGACGCCGUCCGCGCUAAGAUGGACUCGUGGUCCGAGUUCGCCAGCUGGAACCACUUGGUAAACGACUCGCCCUACUGGUGACCAACCCACAAUCACCCGCCCGGCUGCUACUUCCAGUUUGGCUUGUCGCUGCACAAGCCAGCCAAACCGCCAACGCAAGAAACCUGUGCCCGAUGCCUGCCAGAGACGAACAAAAAAUCGGCAUCUUACCUUGUUGAAUGAAGUACCAUCGUUUUUUGUUAAUCUAUCUCUCUCUUUAAAAUGGUAAUGGAGGCGAAUCCUCUGAUGAUUUAGGAAAAAAGUAAUUUUACACCGAUGUGAUCGAUUUUGUGCCUUUUCAAUUUAAGUAGUUUAUUUACAACAAACACAAGGUUCCUUUUGUUUCUCGAAAAAGUGCAAAAGGAGGUACCGAAAAUUGUCUAGAUAGAGUGAGAUCACACUUAUAUACAAAGCUUGGUCAACUUUUGUUGUGUACAUUUUGAGUGAAUAUCAAAAGGCCCCACAGAGACUCUUUACACCUUUUUUAACUAAGCGUCUAAGGGAGACAUAUUAAUUACUUUUCUUUUGGUACCUCAGCAGUGGCGGUAAUUAACGCACUGUAGAUAACUAACUGAUCACUGCGACGAAUUAAAUGAUUGUACGUAAAAUACAGGGCCGAGAGAGCAACUUCACACCUAGUGUUAAAUGUUUAAAAGUCCGAAGCGCUGCUGUGUGUAUGGCACAGAGAUAUGCAAACCAAGUGCCAUUUGCGAGAUGCCAUAUUAUAUAUUUGUGAAUACUGUGGUUUUAACCAAACUUUUAACGAAUUUUAAAACGCAUUAUUUCAAUCAAGAUUGGCGUCUGCGUACGUUUUUAGAAGACAUU